Molecule: messenger RNA, 1242 nt
Organism: Zea mays
Lineage: Eukaryota; Viridiplantae; Streptophyta; Magnoliopsida; Poales; Poaceae
Exons: 3
Coding region: 306-1019 (237 amino acids)
Molecular function (GO): metal ion binding
Source: RefSeq, a predicted model, not a curated record
UUGCAUGUGACUGCAACUCUAUGGAAAAGAAGCGGCGGAGCUCAUGCGAGAUAGAGCCAUCUCCAUCUAGCUAGGGAGAAGAACCCUCUUUUCACUUUUUUUCCGGUGAUUCCUUGGGUAACCCACACAAACCGACCACCAAAUAUUCCAUCCCAGCACCACCGCCCGCCACAAAGCAAAUGCGAUAUAAAAAUGCAACUCGUUGCAUGGCCGGUGGCCUGCGCUAAGGUUUCUCCGUUAGCUACAACUCUUUGCAUUGCGGGCAGAGAAGCCCGAAACCAACUCUAAUCGUCAGAGCUUCGAUAAUGACUGCAAAAUCGGAGACACCACGAAUAACGGAGCUGCAUGUAAGGGUGGACUGCAACGGCUGCGAGAACAAGAUCAGGAAGGCCCUGCGUGCCAUCGAUGGUGUUAGCGAAGUGUAUAUAGAUCAAGCAAGCCACAAGAUCACUGUGGUCGGGAUGGCCGACCCAUGGAGGAUGGUCAAGGCCAUCAGGAAGGCCAAGAGGGUCCCCACCAUCUUCUCCCACACCGACCCGGCCGCCGCAGCCGAGGCUGAUCAGCCGCCGCCUCCCGCUGCCGAAGCCGAAGAAGCCGAAGCCAAAGGGGAGGCCCAGGCGCCAGCGCCAGCGCCACCACCUCCCGCCGACCCGCCAGCAGCCGGCGACAGAGCAGAGGAGACCGCGCCAGCUGAUACGUCCGCGCCGGAGGAGCACAAGGAGGCCAAACCGGCAGAAACCCCGGCGGCUGUGGACGCCACCGUGGUGGUGCGCACAGUACGUGACCACCCGUACGGGUACGGCGCUGGCGGCCAUGGCCACCGCAUGUGCAGUGAGGCGAACCACCCCGUAGACAGCUUUUACAGCCACCAUCGCCCGACGAGCCCUUACGUGGCCGAGUACGGCGCCGGCGGCGGCUAUGCUGGCUUUCCGGUGCAAGAAGGCAGGGGCAAAGAGGAUGCCAUCAAUAUCACUUGUAUGUUCAGCGAUGAGAACCCAAACGCAUGCAGCAUAGCGUAAGAUCCAUGUGUUUGCAAUCUGCUCAAGGAAUUCCUUUCUGCAUGAUUGAUGCCAAAGAAGGUUGCAUAGCUGCUGGCUAGUGCCGAGGGGGACAGAUCAUCAUGUAGGCUUUAGCCUACGUACAGCGGCUAGUGUGUAGCUGCUGUAAUAAGGCUUGGGUUGAUGUAAUUAAAAGGGUGAGAAAGGUAACAGAAUGGGAACAAUAAGAUGCUUAACUUGUGCA